Messenger RNA from Entrophospora sp. SA101, 933 nucleotides. The record is from the annotation of a GenBank genome assembly. Lineage: Eukaryota; Fungi; Glomeromycota; Glomeromycetes; Entrophosporales; Entrophosporaceae.
AUGGUUGAAGAAACAAAAAAAGCUGAAGAGACAAAAAAAUCAUCACCAACCUCUACAAAAAAAUCAGUAUUGGAUAAAGUACCAUGUAAGUUGCAAUCACCUUUUCUUAAAUCAAAUGUUCCUUUUUCACCUUCAUCAACUACUUCAUCAACUACUUCACCUACAACUUCACCCACAACUUCAUCUACAACUUCGCCAUCUUCAUCUUCAUCAUCGUCGUCAUCACCGUCAUCAUCUAAUUCCUCCAAUUCCGCUUUGCCUGGUAUGGAGAGAGGUGGUGGUGGAUUUGUAUUUGGAGGAAGAAAAAUUGUUAAAAUUAUGAUGGAUGUUAAAGAUGAUAAUAAUGAUAACAGUGAAAAAGUUGACGAUGAGAAAAAAAAUGAUAAAGAAAAUGAUUCGCCAAAAAUAAAAGCCUUAGAACAUGUAACAAAAGAUAGACCGAAAAGACCUGGCAAAGCAAGACAACAAAUUAAACCAAUUACAACUGCAACAACUACUGCUACUAUAAAAGAUGAAUCUAUAAAGAAGAACGAGGAUGAUAAUAAAGAAAUUGAAAUCGAGAAUGAAAAAUCCGUAAAGAAGGAAGAGGAUAAUAGCGAUAAUUCUAAAGAUAAAGAAAAUGAUGAUUAUGCGAAGGUGGAAGAUGAUUCUAAUGAUCAUAAUACGAAAGAAAUUGAAGGUAAAGAUGAGGAUGAAGAAGAUCAUGCAAAGAUGGAGAAUGAUUAUACAGCAAAUGACGUUGAAAACAAAAAAGAAGAAUCUGCAAAGGAGCAGAGUUAUGAGAAUAAAUCAAAGGGGAUUAAAGAUUAUUCCAAAGAAAUUGCCAAUAUUACUACUAGUAGUACAGAAUCAAUUGAUAAAUUGAAAUCUGAAGAUGAUGAUUUAAAAGUUACUGAAGAUAACAAAGGGAAUACUAAAGAGAACACUGUAUAA